AGGCCUGCCGGGAAGCGUCGCUCUCAGGACGCGUCAGAGGGGAGCGCUUCCGCGGCGCAGGGCAGGCCGGGAAGGGUAGUCCCGCGAAAGCGGCCGAAGAUGGCGGCGCCCCCUCAGCCGCAGGUCCCGCCGCCGCAGCCCCAGGCGCCCCCGCAGCCGCCGCUGAUGGGCCAGGUGGGGCCCUCGGGGGCCGGGGGGCAGCAGUCCGCGGCGGGGGCGCCUCCUCUGGCCGCAGGCCCGGCGCCCUCGGGCAUGCAGGUGACCGCGCAGGCGCAGGACUUCGACCCGGUGCAGCGCUUCCGCCUCCUCCUGCCGCAGCUGAAGGAGAGCCUGCAGAACCUGAUGAAAGUGGCUGCGCAGAACUUCGUCCAGAACACCAGCAUUGACAGCGGGCAGAAAAUCAGUGAAGUUCCAGUGCAGAGAGUGGACAAAAGCCUGGAGGAAUUUUAUGCCUUGUGCGACCAGCUCGAACUCUGUCUGAAAGGAAGCUCUUUCGAUCCACCCUCCUGGUUCGUGUCAAAAGCUUCGUUGCAAGCAAGUCUAUUUAAGGUUAAGAGCGAAGCUGUUCUGGGUGAUGUUGGAAAAACCAGCCAAGGCUUCACCUUUGCACUGAAGGCACCGAAAGAGAAGACGGGGAGGGGGGACCGGAGGCCUGCGUGGGUUGGAGGGGCUCGGAGGGGCCAGGAAAAUACAGCUUCCCCUGCCCACCCGUUCAGUUCAGGGCGAAAAAGGUUGAGAUGGAGUGAUAUACUCCCGGUUAUUGGUGCCCACAAUGGUGUGUAUUGGUGUGUGUGUGUGUGUGUGAAAAAGAGAGAGAGAGAGGCAGACAGCACAACCUAUCUCCGUGGGGUUGAGUCAUAUUUUCUGCUUCUUUGAGCCAACACACACACUGUUGUGAGAAAACAUCGCAAACGUGCUGAGAAGUGAUAGAGAAAGCGGAGUCAUCGAUUCCAUCACAAACCACAAACAAACACUCUGUUUUUGACCCAGAAAUAGGAAACCCAUCGAUGGGCUGUUUUGUUUCUAUCCAUCUCUCGUGUCGGGUUCCGCUCGCCUCGCCUUUUUUACGGGCAAUGUUGUGCAAACUCGAGCAGGGAGGAUGAGAUUUUGUUGCUCUGGUUCCAUGCUUACGGGAACCCAUCAGGCCAUGAAUCAUCUCAAGUCACCUGAGAAAAAGGAAUCAAAAGAAACCUGCAGGCAUUUCAAAAUUGAAAGUCCUGCCAGUAACUUUCGGGAAAGGCUGGAUUUGCCUCUGGGCAUUGAAACCGACUUGGAGGAGACCGCUUGGCAAGGCUGGCACCAAAGGCUGAAGGGAGAUGAAGCCCCCCCCCCCGCCAUCUUCAAGUUCAUUACGGGGAAUUCUGGGAGUUGAAGUCUACCUGUCUCAAAAUCCAAUAACAAUAACCUUGGCCCCAUUGAUCUUUGCUGGAGGUAGCACUCAAUGCCUUUAGGAGCUACUACUACAGCCUACCAACCUACCUAUCAUCUAUCCAUCUGUCUGUCUGCCUGUCUGCCUAUCUACCUACCUACCUACUAUCUAUCUAUUUAUCUAUCCCCGACCUUCGGACUUUCCGCCAUGAGCUGAAGAUUCUUUUAUUUCAUUGAGCUGGGCUAACCUGAAUAAGUAAUUUUAAAUGGGGUUUUAGUUUUAUAUUGUUUAGUUUUUAAUAUUCUGGCCAUUAUUUAUAUAAAUUUUAGUCUGUUCUUAAUUUGUAUUUAUUGUACUUUUUAACUGGCUGUGAACCGCCCUGAGUCC
Ahaetulla prasina is the source of this 1756-nucleotide messenger RNA. RefSeq names its product mediator complex subunit 29 (gene MED29). The record is from RefSeq and is a predicted model, not a curated record. Lineage: Eukaryota; Metazoa; Chordata; Lepidosauria; Squamata; Colubridae. Gene Ontology annotation, cellular component: mediator complex. The transcript has 5 exons. Gene Ontology annotation, molecular function: transcription coregulator activity; transcription factor binding. Bases 100 to 876 code for a protein of 258 amino acids. Gene Ontology annotation, biological process: regulation of transcription by RNA polymerase II.